Geosmithia morbida is the source of this 621-nucleotide messenger RNA. Its product is annotated as DNA polymerase delta subunit 4. Gene Ontology annotation, cellular component: delta DNA polymerase complex. The transcript has 2 exons. NCBI's taxonomy places the organism in Eukaryota, Fungi, Ascomycota, Sordariomycetes, Hypocreales, Bionectriaceae. Bases 1 to 621 code for a protein of 206 amino acids. The record is from RefSeq and is a predicted model, not a curated record. Gene Ontology annotation, biological process: DNA synthesis involved in DNA repair; DNA-templated DNA replication. Gene Ontology annotation, molecular function: DNA-directed DNA polymerase activity.
AUGCCCACCCCUCGAGCCUACUACUCACGCGGUCCAGGCAAGCACCAAUCGACACUCAGCUUCCACACAAGGGUCAGCAAGAAUGUCGCACACGACGUUAAGGGCAAGAAUACCACAUCCAUCCCGAACAUCCCAACCAGGGUCGAUGUCGAACCGCCUCACGAUGAUGACGUAGCUGUCGAUAUCCUAUCCAAACACAGGGAGGAGCCGAAAGAGAAGGAAGAAGAAGAAGAAGAAGAAGAAGAAGAAGAGGCAACUAAAGAGGAAGUAGAGCUCCCUCGCAAGUCAGAGGCAGUAGUCAGGGCGGAGAAUGUGACGGACAAGGCUAUUGAACAGUACUGGAGGGCGAUUGAGAAGGAGAGGAUCGCACCACGCGUGCACCAGGGUGACCUCGGGCGCAACGAGAAGAUACUGCGCUACUUUGACGUCAGCUCACGUUACGGGCCAUGCAUCGGUAUGAGUAGGAUGAGGCGCUGGGAGCGGGCUGAACGUCUUGGACUGAACCCGCCGGUCGAGGUACUUGCCGUGCUUCUCAGGGAGGACGAGGCCCACGCCAAGGGCGUGCAGACGUCGCACAUGGAGAAGCUCAUGGGUGCUACGGCGGUUGGGUCGAAUGUUUGA